AAUUCCACUCCCUUUUUUCGGCAAUAGCCUCACUUUAAUGCGGCAUCCUCAUGGUGAAGAUAUUUUUCUUGAAUGGAGACAACGUUUUGGUCCAAUUUUUACCUUUUGGCUAGGAGAAACUCCAAUUAUUUGUAUCGCUGAGUAUAACAAAAUUGUUGAAUAUUAUCAACGUGGAGGGGAAGCAUUUGCUGGGAGACAUGCAAUUGAAGCUUACGAAAGAAUAAUUCGUGGAGGAAUAUAUGGCGUUUUACAAACUGAAGGGGAAAUUUGGAGGGAACAUAGACGCUUUGUUUUGCACGUUUUUAGAGAUUUUGGAGUUGGAAAAAAUAUUAUGCAAGAAAGAAUUUUGACAGAAAUUUCAGAAAUGUUUAAAUUAUUGGAUUUUGAAAUUAAUGAACAACAAAAAUUAAAUGAGAUAGAAAUUGAUAUUGUCAAACAUUUAGAACGUGCAAUUAGUUCGAUAAUUAAUGUGUUACUUGUUGGGUUUAGAUUUGAUGAAGAGGUGUUUUUCUAA
Meloidogyne enterolobii is the source of this 514-nucleotide messenger RNA. Lineage: Eukaryota; Metazoa; Nematoda; Chromadorea; Rhabditida; Meloidogynidae. The record is from the annotation of a GenBank genome assembly.